AUGCAGAUAUAUGAAUUGGUAGAACAAAUUAACCAAAUGAAAGUACACCGGGAAUUCUACCUGGAGUUCAGUCAGGACCCCCAGGGUUUCAUCACUCGGUGGCUCGCCAGCCAGUCGCAUGACCUCCAGGUGAUGACCGACGCCGUGCCUGGCCAUCCUGAGGAGGAACGCCGGGCCGAGUUCUAUAGUGCCUCCUGGAUGCAGGAGGCCGUUAAGCGAUACUUUUACAAUCGGGUCGCUGGCUCUAAGCAUUCCGUUGGUGCAAUUGCUCAUUAUUAA
Molecule: messenger RNA, 279 nt
Organism: Dibothriocephalus latus
Lineage: Eukaryota; Metazoa; Platyhelminthes; Cestoda; Diphyllobothriidea; Diphyllobothriidae
Source: the annotation of a GenBank genome assembly